GGGAUGUACAGUUUGCUCAGGGUUAAUGAUUGUCACGGUUUGUGCAUUUUUUCAUCAGCAAGAGACAAUCCUCUAUUUUUUCACUUUGCAAGAGCCGUACCAGCACAACCGCAAUGAUCAAGCUAAUUCUAUUUGCAGGUCUUUGUCUGUCCCUGGGUAGUAUGGCCUCUUCCUCCAGACUUGUGUGUUAUUUCACUAAUUGGUCCCAAUACAGACCUGGUAAUGGAAAGUUUAUGCCUUCCAAUAUUGAUCCAAACCUUUGCACCCACCUGAUCUACGCCUUCUCUGGUAUGAACGAAGCAAAUGAGUUGGUCACCACAGAGUGGAAUGAUGAGGUACUCUACAAAUCCUUUAACGGACUCAAACAGAGGAAUCCAAAUCUUAAAACACUGCUGGCAGUUGGAGGCUGGAACUUUGGAAGUCAAAAGUUCACUACAAUGGUGUCAACACAAGCCAACAGGAAUACAUUUAUCCAGUCUUCUAUCAAGCUGCUGAGAAAACAUGGUUUUGAUGGACUAGACCUGGACUGGGAAUACCCUGCAGCAAGAGGAAGCCCUCUGGAGGACAAGCAGAGAUUCACAUUGUUAUGCAAGGAGCUGCUGGAGGCCUACACAGCUGAAGGAACAUCAACUGGGCGUCCCAGAUUAAUGAUCUCAGCUGCUGUGGCAGCUGGGAAAGGAACCAUUGAUGCUGGUUAUGAAGUCGCAGAGAUUGCAAAGUACUUGGAUUUUAUUAAUGUGAUGACAUAUGACUUUCAUGGCACCUGGGAGAGCGUCACUGGACAUCACAGUCCUUUAUACAAUGGGUCCCAUGACAUUGGGGACCAUGUUUACUUAAAUACUGAUUUUGCUAUGAGCUAUUGGCGCGACCAGGGAACACCAGUAGAUAAGUUAAAUAUGGGCUUUGCUACAUAUGGACGGGCAUUUCGACUCUCUACUCAGUCCAGUGAGGUUGGAGCACCGGCCAGUGGUCCUGCUGCUGCCGGUGCUUUUACAAGGGAGGCCGGCUUCUUGUCCUAUUACGAGAUUUGUACGUUUCUUAAAGGGGCCACUGUUCACAUGAUUGAGGAUCAGAAAGUUCCUUAUGCCACCAAACAAAACGAAUGGGCUGGAUAUGACAACAAAGACAGUUUUAACACCAAGGUCCGUUACCUCCAAGACAACAGAUUCGGAGGAGCCUUUGUCUGGUCUGUAGACAUGGAUGACUUUAACGGACAGUUCUGUGGGGAGGGGACUUAUACCCUCAUCAAGUAUCUUCGUUCCCUUUUAGGUUUAAGUCUUCCUCCUCUUCCCACUUCAAAAAGCACCCCAAACCCAGUGACUCCAUCUUCAAACAAGGAUCAACCUCAGACCACACCUCCUUCUAGACCUACAAUCAUUCAUCCAUCCACAACCACUGAUAACUUCUGCGCUACAAGGAUUGGUGGCGUCUAUGCCAAACCUGAUGCACCAAAUUCUUUUUACAAUUGUGCCAAUGGCAUCACCUGGGUCCAAAACUGCCCAAGUAAUUUGGUCUUUAAAAACAGCUGCAAAUGCUGUGACUGGCCCUAAAGACUCUCAUCAUAAAUACCACAAGCACUGGGCUAAAAUCACAAGAAUCAUUCUUCAUUCAAUUUGUGUUAAG
Acanthochromis polyacanthus (spiny chromis) is the source of this 1623-nucleotide messenger RNA. Its product is annotated as chitotriosidase-1-like. The transcript has 11 exons. The coding region runs from base 114 to 1550 and encodes 478 amino acids. Gene Ontology annotation, cellular component: extracellular region. The record is from RefSeq and is a predicted model, not a curated record. Gene Ontology annotation, biological process: carbohydrate metabolic process; chitin catabolic process. Gene Ontology annotation, molecular function: chitinase activity; chitin binding. Lineage: Eukaryota; Metazoa; Chordata; Actinopteri; Pomacentridae.